CUCCUGCAUCGUCUUGCGUCUCUUCACAUCUCACAUUAUCAUUUCUAACGUCGAAGAAACAGACAAUUCAGCAUAUCAACAGCAAUAGGAAGCGCGAAACGCAGCAUCGAAGACAUUGCAUAUCUGAAAGAGCAGGGCUCUAACACCCGCGUAGUCCAACAGUUCCCAUCCUAGGCGCAGGCGCCUACUGUGACUUACGCCUUUCGCAACAGCAACGUGGCUGCCGCGAGCCGCGCCUCGAUCUCGUCAACACGCCUUUGCGUCCUAUUCGAGCAUUGACGCGUUCCAGUUCGCACCACCAACUGCGAGCGCAAGAUGGUCUUCCAUUCUAGCCCUCGGUUGGAUGUGAACACCGAAGAUAUGUGUGCCAACGUCUGCUCCCCUUUCGCACUCGGCGAGUCGCCCAACCGUCCCAAACAAAGCCGUGUUCCUUCUUUCGAGCACGUAAUCAGCAAGCUACGUCCCAUCGUCGCAAAUCGCGUCCAUUCGUUCCACCUGCCCCACUACACCCAUGGUACUGGGAACAGCAGAAAUGUUCACCCUUUCACUACCGUGGAAUGGGAGGCAGAGGCGCCCACUCACUUGUCGACGGGCACAGGCGGCAAGGAAGAUGAUAUCUCGCCGCUUCGCAGCACGUUCUUCAUCGCUGACCGCAAGGUCCGCCGCGCGUCUGGAGGAGCGUCAAAGCAAAAAUUGGGCGCGAACUCUACUAGUGGCCGAGGGGGUAGUAGGAGGGCUAGCUUUGCGAUCCAUCAUGCCAUUUCGCCUGUUUCGGCCUAUUUUCUCGGCAGCAGCAAGCGCACCAUCCACCUAGAGAAGAUGGAAAGCGAAACUGAAGUUGUUUACAACAUUCGAGCGCCCGAGGUUGAGAUGAAGGGCUCUACAGACUCGGCCAUUAGGCAUUCCAAGACCAAGCUUGGUAUCACCUCCAGGCUACUCAAGCCAGCCAUGCAGUCAUGCCUCAAGAACUCUUAUCGUCUCUCGCUGCCGUUCACCCCGCACGAAGGAGGCCACAAUGGUAGUGCCUUGGAAAUACAAGCAGCUCCACUUCCUUAUCCAUCCCCUUCCAUCGUCUUCCCUUCGACGAAAGAAGCAGCCUCGAUUGCCCAGUACGCGCGCCAGUUGGCUUCUGAAGAGGAUAACCGUCGUGCUAGCGACCCGGACGUGCAGAGCGAAUUCGAGCGCGAGCUGUUCCACUGGGUCGACAAGGAACUACGCGCUGCCACGAGAAAUGUGGAGCACAUGGCAGAGAUGAAGGCGGGUUUUGAGGGCGGAUGUCACGAAUCGGACGAUGAGGGUGGCUACUGCACUGACUUGGAUGCCUCUCCGUGUCUUGGGUAUGAGCAAUACCGCAAGGGCGGCAGCAUCUACAGUCGCCAGUAUCGCAAGGCGAAGCAGAACCGGAAAACCGACAGCAGCAAAGAUCGAGCUAGAGGGCUUGGCAUAGGUGUCGGUUUUGGUGCUGGUGAUGAUGACAUGGUCGGCGCGGCACCCUUCAAGGAUGAGGUCGACAACGAUCGUCUAACAGUGCCCGUGCUCAAAGCGCCGCGCUUCUGUCUUCAUACAGAAAUUGUCCCGCGUGUCGGAUCGCCCUCUCAUGAGCUUUUGGAAGCCGAGCAAGAACAACUUGGAGAGCGACGCGAAGGCUCUCCAUCCAGCCGCAUUCCCUCCAAGGCUUCGACCAAACUACUAAAGAAGAGGCAAGAUAGCAUUAUUGUCCUUCCGGGAGAGGAUUUGCCAGAAGUCGCCUUCGCCGACAGGUCCAACUCGCAUGCUCAUUCCGGUACUACCGCCAGCAACCUUCGUCGGAUCACUACAGUCAGCGUUGGCCCUGCCACACCCUUCAAUUACAGCUUGCACGCGGAGCAACAGCUGCUGCAGCAUGCCGCCGGAAAGAAUGACUUGCAAACAAAGACAGCAAUCUUCGUGGACCCGCUGCAGAUGGCCUCAUCGCCGCUCCGCAGACUGCGCUCGCGUUCCGCACCUGAAGUCUCGAUAAGCCCGCAUCCAAUUACAGAAGGUGAAAUCGAAAUCCGCCCCCCUGGCUCGCCAACACCAUGCCUCCGCGCCUCCAGCGACAACAGCAGCCGCGAUGGUUCGGAAUCCCGUCCCGACUUGGCCACCCGCCGUCUCUCACGUUUCAGCAUACCCCGCCCGUCGUCGCUCGUGUUGCACGACUUGCCGGAACCGACAGCAUGGGCCACGGUGGAGAUCGAAGUCAACGGCGCGAGACUGCAUGGCCGCAACAUGGACGCACCGGCUGUUUGGGAUCCGCGAGUUGCAGGCAGCAAGGAGAUAAGACAAGAGAAACAGGACCAAGAGAGCGACAGAGAUGCAGAGAAAGGGGGCCUCAAGCUUCCGGACAGGAACGCGAGAAGGGUAAAGUCGAGCUUCAGCCAUUCAUCUAGCCGUGCCAAAACGAUUUCGGACUGCGGCAGCGCAGCAAUAGGCUUGGGUAUCGGCAACAUGGAAACUAUGUCACCUAUCCGUGGCUUAAACGCGCCGGAGUACGGCCGUCUCGCAUCAGAGGUCGGCGAGUCGGACCGCUACAGCAAGCACUCGUCGGCCGCGGCGUCCUCAAUGCAGGGGCUCAUUCCGCGUUACAACCUCGACGAGACGCUCCGCCGGGAGAUGCGCAAAAAAGGAACCAGCCGGGGAUCGUCCCCGUUGCGCCUUACAAGACAGCGGAAGCAGAUCAUUGAUUCCCCGAUAGAUGCGGUUGGAUCAUUGGCCUUACCCAAGGAGGUUGAUGCGACGUUGAUCGAAGCUCUAGCGAAGGCAGCUGCCACCGGCGAGUCGAUCAAACAGCGGAAAAAGUCCGAGCAAAUGACAGCCUGGGCUGUCUCCACUUUUGAAGCGACAGAGGGAGGCGCAGGAGAGAUUCACUCGAAGGCCCCCAGUCCUCAAUCUCUCGUGAGUGUCGCUUUCAACUCUGCUGCAUCGCCAAGCAUCUCGCGUAUCGCCACGCCGAUCUUCACCGUAGACGGUGUCGUACUGAAUGAGAGGCAGAUGUCUCAGCACAUCCUCGCUGCUGCACAUGCCGCAGCAGCAGCAACAGCCUCUGCAAUGGCCACUUCUACACCUCACGAGUACAAGCCGACUGCCCUGCGCGUGGCUACACCCGGAGUUGUACCUGCUAUGAAAGGACGCGUUCCGUUGUUCACAACGGCCGUUGCGAUGAACAGUUGCGCCAUCACAAGCGACAGUGGCGGAAGCGCAUACAUCCAGCCUGUGCAAGCAGUACCGACUGCGCAGCGUGAGCGGCGCAGCGCGGACUUCACUCGGCGCGAAUCACUGGUGGCACAACAUGUUGCUCGCAAAGUCGGCAAGAGCAAAAAGGCGGCGACGGCGCUUACAAAGCGUAGAGCUAGGGGUCCUUUUGAUAAUGAUUCUGAGGAGACGGACGAGGCAGAGCGCUCAGAGGGCAGCAAGCUGGAGGCAAGAAAGGAGACACUUGCGCAACUCACGGGCGAAUCGUCCUUCUCUUUUCACGAUUCAAAGGGAGGCGGUAACUUCUUCCUAACAUCACCGAAGCUGAAUGGCACGGGUGAAACGGCUCACGACAACGAGCAGUCCCCAGCCAUGCGCUCACCAUCGCUGCGCUGCAUCUCCGCCGUGCGUCUCGAGCAAAGGACGCCGUCACGCGCGGGUAGCACUCGCGGCCGAGGACGGGACCUGGCGACACAAGUGCGCGUGAAAGAGCUGCACAAGAACUCGCCGCUCGCACCUUUCCUCUCGCGCUUGGGCUCGCAUAUCAGCACCACCAGCAGCAGCAGCGGGCGAGACAUGCUUACACAGGGGUUAGGCAUGCAGCGCGGUGAUAGCGUCAGUAGCGUAGCCAGUAGCGCGGCAAUGGUCAGGGAGGACAGUGUGGCGAGCGCAGUGAGCGCUACGUCCAGCCCAAUGAUCCGCGAGAACAGCAUCAACUCGAUGGGCAGCUUUGCGGGAGUCAGGCCAGCGUUCGCGGCGCACAGGGAGGGCAGACGACAUCUCCGACGGCUCGCAGCAACGCACGGUGAGGAUAGCAGCAGUGGCAGCAGUGCAGAAGAGGAGGCUGAAGAAAGAGAAGAGAUACGAGACCCCGAUCCGAUUGCCAUGCGAAUGCCUUGGCAACCCGCGAUGGGGGAAACGGACGAUGACGUCUACGCGCUGCAAUCCAUCUCGAGCAAGGAAGGUAAUCUCGACAUGGGAAUGGGCCUGGGACUCGGGCGCAGUACGACGGACCUGCGCAUGGUAUCAACGACACCCCAAACUUCGCACGACUCGCCUCUGGCCAUCGUGUCGGACAGCCCGCUAGACCGGUUUACCGACGGCUUGCGCUCGGACUCGAGCCUCGCACCGCACCUGAUGAGUUCGACGCUGCUGACGCCGAGCGAUGUCCGACUGGGCGGACCCGGAUUCGAAGGAGUGGUCGCGGAGCAAGAGUUUGGAAGAGGUGUUGGGGGUACCCGAGACGGAAGGGACGAGUGGAUCCUCAGGAACGUGCGAGAAAGAGUCCAGACACCCCUUGACUUUUUUAGCUUCUAAUGAAGAUCAGCGCAUCACGUGUACAGUACAUCGUUGAAUUGAAAGUUCAGC
Tilletiaria anomala UBC 951 is the source of this 4578-nucleotide messenger RNA. RefSeq lists its product as uncharacterized. The transcript is spliced from 3 exons. The record is from RefSeq and is a predicted model, not a curated record. NCBI's taxonomy places the organism in Eukaryota, Fungi, Basidiomycota, Exobasidiomycetes, Georgefischeriales, Tilletiariaceae. Bases 316 to 4527 code for a protein of 1403 amino acids.